AUGAAUUCGUCCAUGCUUCGCUGGUUAACGCUGGCCGGCGCCUUCGUCGGUCCGGCUUGUACGUCUCCGCUGGCCUCCGCCGUACCCGGCCAGCAGCGAUGCGAGGCCUUCUCCCAGACCCUCAGCAUCCCCAACGUCACCGUAGUCUCGACGCAGCACUACUCGAGUCAGGCCAACAUCACGGUUCAAGGGCUGGUCGCGUCUUGCGCGAGCAUGGGCACGACCUUCACCGCCCCGACGGACCUCUGCCGCGUCGUCGUCAACGUCGCCACCUCCCCCUCCAGCCAGGUGCGGCUGGAGGCGUGGCUGCCCGACUCGUGGGAGAAGCGCCUGCUCUCGACGGGCACGGGCGGCAUCGGCGGCUGCAUCGAGCGCCCGGGCCUGCAGAUGGGAUCGAGCAUGGGGUUCGCCGCGCUCGGCACCAACGCCGGCCACGACGGCAGCGCUGGGUACGACUUCUUCCUCGGCCACCCCGAGACCAUUGUCGACUUUGGCCACCGCGCCAUCCACGUCGAGGCCGUCGUGGGCAGGCAGCUGGCCGCCCAGUACUACGCCGCCGAGCCCGCCCACAGCUACUACGCCGGCUGCUCGACCGGCGGCAGGCAGGGCUUCACGUCCGCCCUGCUGUACCCCGACGACUUUGACGGCGUGCUGCUGGGCGCCGCCGCCGUCGACUGGCUGCACAUCGUCGCGAGCAAGGCCGUGCUGGCCCAGCGCCUGGGCUGGCCCGACCUGACCUCGCCGCGCUACAUCCCGCCCUCGUCGUGGCGCGCCAUCGAGGCCGCCAUGCGCAGCCACCUCGACCCGCUCGACGGCGUCGUGGACGGCAUCAUCGACGAGCCGCACUCGCUCGACUUUGACUUUGCCCUGCUCGGCUGCGCCAGCCCGACCCCUCUGCUCAACGCCACCCUCUGCCUGACCGACGUGCAGGUCGACGCCAUCCGGUCCGUCUACCAACCGGUGCAGUCCUCCGCGGGCCGGGACGUCCUCCCGAGCUUCGACUACGGGUCCACCACCGACGUCUUCAGCAGGAACCAGUCCCCCGCCGGUGUCGCGAACCUCACGUACCGCGUGCUGGACGACUACUGGCGCGGCGCCAUCUACAACGAUUCCACCUGGGCGUCGCAGCAGUUCAACCUGUCGCAGAUGGACUUUGCCGUGCAGCUGAACCCCGGUCUCAUCAACUACGCCGGCGGCGUGACGCACGACCUGUCCAAGUUCCGCGGUCGCGGCGGGAAGCUUUUGGCCUACCACGGCACCACCGACGAGACUGUCACGUCGGGCCUGGCGCUGCGUACAUAUGACCGCGUCGCAGAGACCAUGGGUGGGCUCGAUGCCGCCGGGAUGCAGGAGUUCUACCGCCUCUUCUACGUGCCCGGCCACAAUCACUGCAACGGCGGCCUGGGGGCCUGGACCAUGGGCCAGACGUCCGCCUACAAUCAGUUUGUCAACUUUGGCGGCCAUGGCAAGUUUGCCGACCGGAGACACAGUCUGCUGAUGGCUAUGGUUGCUUGGGUCGAGCACGGUGUGGCGCCUGAUUACAUGGUUGGAACCAAGUUUGAGAACGAUGACGUUAUAUCCGGACAAGUUGCUGCCCAACGGAGACAGUGCCCGUGGCCGCACAGGUCAAAAUGGAAUCAAGUAGGGGAUACAACGGAAGAGGGAAGCUGGGAGUGCAUCUUACCCGACGAAGCAUAA
This is a messenger RNA of Pyricularia pennisetigena, 1698 nucleotides long. RefSeq lists its product as uncharacterized. NCBI's taxonomy places the organism in Eukaryota, Fungi, Ascomycota, Sordariomycetes, Magnaporthales, Pyriculariaceae. The coding region runs from base 1 to 1698 and encodes 565 amino acids. The transcript has a single exon. The record is from RefSeq and is a predicted model, not a curated record.